Mucor velutinosus is the source of this 2085-nucleotide messenger RNA. RefSeq names its product ribonucleotide-diphosphate reductase subunit rnr1. Bases 1 to 2085 code for a protein of 694 amino acids. Gene Ontology annotation, molecular function: sulfate transmembrane transporter activity. NCBI's taxonomy places the organism in Eukaryota, Fungi, Mucoromycota, Mucoromycetes, Mucorales, Mucoraceae. Gene Ontology annotation, biological process: transmembrane transport. The transcript has 7 exons. Gene Ontology annotation, cellular component: plasma membrane. The record is from RefSeq and is a predicted model, not a curated record.
AUGAAGAAUUCUGUAAAAGGUAAAAGUCCUACCAACAGUGUCGAAGCGCAUUCCACCACAAUCCAUCUCGAUGAUAGCAGUGAUGACGAACAACAGCAACAAGACGAGUACUUGCCUUCCGAUAUCAUUGUGAAUGAACGUCAAUCAUUACUGUUGGGCCUAGAUCAACAUAACUUUCCAAGAUACAUGACCGCUUCCCCUUUGCCCUCUGCUCGCAUCAACGAUAACUCCCCUAAAGACAAAUGGAGCACCUUCAAGGUGAGAUCAAAGUAUUAUCUGCCCAUCUUGCAAUGGCUGCCUCUGUAUAAUUUCCAUCUCUUAUUGGGUGAUCUUAUUGCCGGAAUCACUCUUUCCUGCUUACUGAUCCCUCAAGGUUUAUCUUACGCUACUGCACUCUGUAAGUUGGAAGCUGUUCAUGGUUUGUACGCUAUUGCAUUUCCGGCCAUAACCUAUGCUGUUUUUGGCAUGUCCAGACAAAUGUCCGUAGGCCCUGAAGCCACUCUGUCCUUGUUGGUUGGAUCCUCCAUCGCUCAGAUCAAUCACGGCGAUGAAGAAACUCAUGUGGACGCUUUAGCCUGGGCCUGUUUGAUGACUAUCUUUGUGGGCAUCUUUACCUUUUUGCUGGGUAUCUUUAGAUUGGGGUUUUUGGAUAGCUUGAUGAGCCGAGCUCUUUUGCGUGGUUUUAUCUCUGGUGUUGGUCUCGUGGUCGCACUUCAGCAAGGUAUUAUUCUGUUAGGUCUCGUUCAUCUCAGCGAAGAAAACGGCAUCACCGAAGCUUCCAGCUCAAUCGCUCGUCUUUUGUUCCUGAUCAAGAGCAUUCAAUAUUCACACGUUUUAACGACGUCUGUCUCCGCUGUAUCUGUAGCAUUUUUGAUGAUGGCUCGUGUUACAAAAUCCAAAUUGGCCAGAUUCAGAUGGUUCCAAUUGCUACCAGAAGUUUUGCUAGUUGUAGUCGUGUCCUCACUCCUUACUUACUUUUUCGACUGGGAAAAUAAGGGAUUGGCAAUUCUUGGUACCAUCGAAGGCAAAGGCAUCCCAUUGCCCUCCAUUCCAGCAUUUCCUGAUAACAAGCACAUGAAGGACAUGUUAGUUACUGCUGCCAUGAUUGCUAUCAUUGGCUUUGUUGAAUCUGUGGUGAUUGCAAAGACUUACAGUAGCAAGCACAAUUACUCGGUGAGUGCUAAUAGAGAACUCGUUGCAUUAGGAGCAGCAAAUAUGGUUAGCGGCCUUUUCCAGGGUAUUCCUGCAUUUGGAUCAGUAGCACGUAGUAAAAUUAAUGAUAAGGCUGGCGCACGAACCCAAAUGGCAUGUCUGAUUGCGGGUGCAGUUGCCUUGUUUGCCAUUUUCUUUUUGCUGCCUUACUUUUACUACCUACCUAAAUGUGUGCUAUCGGCCAUCAUCUUUGUCGCUGUACUCUCAUUGCUGGGUGAACUGCCCGAAGACCUCCAUUUUAUCUUCAAGAUUGGUGCCUGGAGAGAUUUGGGCUUGCUCAUGGUCACUUUUCUCGCAACCAUUAUUAUUUCACUUGAAUUCGGUACAUUGCUCGCUGUAACGCUGUCUCUUCUCCUGACAAUCAAGGAAACAAGUUACCCCCGCAUAUCUAUCAUGGGAAGAGUCAAGGGCACAAACAAUAAAUUUAGACCUAUUCAGGAUGAUCCAGAUGUCGUGGAGCACCUUGAAGAUGUCCUCAUAGUUCGUAUCGAUGAGCCCCUCUUUUUCGCAAAUACUGGGCAACUCAAAGACAGACUGCGCAGACUGGAGCAAUUUGGUGACAUGUCUAUUCAUCCAUCUGAGAGUCCUCGCUUGGGUGGCCUUUCCUAUGUUAUCUUUGAUGUGGAUAACAUGCCCACCAUUGAUGCCAGCGCUGUCCAAAUUCUCUACGAGGUAGUUGAGGCUUACCAUGCAAGAAACGUCAAGGUCUUCUUUGUGCGACUAAGAGAGAAGCCCAUGGCACUGUUUAGAAAGUCAGGCUUAUUGAAUGUCGUUGGUCAAGUUAAUUUAUUCAGGAAGGUGUCUGAUGCAAUUGAGACAAUCGAGAAAGACAUGGUGAAUAACAGCAGUAACUCUCCUUUUCUUCAUCAGUAG